GGGGAGGGGGAGAUCAUGGUUCAGUAUCUCCAGAGGGUGGAUGAGAAUGUGAGGGCUUUGGAGGAGCUAGAUUACACGGUAGAUGAGAAGGAGAUCAUCUAUACUGCACUCCAAGGGUUGGAUCAAGCGGCUAAUGAGGCAUUACUACAGUACCUUCACCUCGAGCAACAGAAAUGGACCAAGGUGUGGAUUUGGGAGGUUUUAAUUUCUGAUGAGGCUCGCAAGGAUACUGGCGAUCGUGGCGGUGGUGCUGUUCGUCUCGAAUUACUACCUCCUCUCCUCGCGCAUGGAGGGGGCUGCGUGGAGCAAGCACGCGAGAGGUGAUCAUGGCGUGAGGGCGAGGAGCGAG
Closterium sp. NIES-67 is the source of this 349-nucleotide messenger RNA. Lineage: Eukaryota; Viridiplantae; Streptophyta; Zygnematophyceae; Desmidiales; Closteriaceae. The record is from the annotation of a GenBank genome assembly.